AUGGACCGCUUCAGCAAACACCGUACAACCGAAUACGUCGCAGGGGACCACAGUAACUUGGGAAACUUCAUCAACAAACCCCGUAUCGUCAGAUACUCCACAAGAGACAACCGUAGCAGGAGACACUUCAACAAACGCCACAGCAGCAUCCAACUCUUCAUCAGAGACCAGUGUUCAAUGGACCACUACAGCAACCACAAUGGCAUCAGGCACGCUACGAGAGACCACCGUACUAACAUCAACAAGAAACAGUUUACCAUCAAAUAUUUCAGAGGGGAAUGCAACUUGGGUCGGUUCUUCAUCACCAAACAUGACCAGUGUACUAUGGAACACUUCAGUAAGCGUAGUGGCGUCGACCACACCACAAGAUUCCACUGUGACCACAACGGCGUCAAGUCCGUCAAGGGAGGAAAACGCGCCAUGGGACACAUCGGCACAACCCACCUUAUCGUCAGUCACGUCAUCAAAAACUACCUUGACGUCAUACACGUCAUCACAAACUACCCUGACGUCAGACACGUCAUCACGAACCACCAUGACGUCAGGCACGUCAUCACAAACUACCUUAACGUGUCCGACCCGAAGCCGCCUGCCGGUGAGAUCCUGGCGGUAGAUGAGGAAAGCCUGCCCCUGUCUCCCAGCUAUGAGAAGGCCCAGAACUUCUCUGCGCUCCUGGCGAGCCUCAACACGACCGUCAGGCACCAGAUGGGCCACGACAAGAACGACUUCAUACAGGACUGUACGUUCAACGGCCGGGUCUGCACACCGGAAGAGGAUUUCGCGACGAUCCUGGACGAGACGUACGGCAACUGUUUCAUCUUCAACAGCGGCCGGACCAGGGGAGGUGCCUUCUGGACGGCCAAACAGCCAGGACCGCUACACGGUCUGCAGCUGACGCUGUUUCUGGACCCAGACGAGUACCUUGCCGACCUGACCCCCGCUGCGGGCGCCCGGCUGCUGAUCCACCAGUACACGCAGUACCCUUUCGCCGGGGAGGAGGGCAUCUCUCUCCCGCCGGGGUACACCGUGUCCAUCGGACUCAGCCAGCUGCUGAUCCACCAGCACACGCAGUACCCGUUCGCCGGGGAGGAGGGCAUCUCUCUCCCGCCGGGGUACACCGUGUCCAUCGGCCUCAGCCAGUACACGCAGUACCCUUUCGCCGGGGAGGAGGGUAUCUCUCUCCCGCCGGGGUACACCGUCUCCAUCGGGCUCAGCCAGACACUCCUGGAACGUAAAGGAGGGAAGUACGGCCCGUGUACGACCGGGGAAGAUAAGGGGUUCUACCGGCUAAAGAACGGGAGCCACAUCCGACUGUUCCCCGACAUCUACACCUACUCCGUCAAACUGUGUGAGAAAACCUGCCUUCAGCAGCAGAUAGUGGAGAGAUGUGGGUGUGCGGAUCCCUACAUCAAGAUACCGGACAACGAGAGGGCCUGUCAUCCCAGAGAUCCCUGCAGGACUGAUUUCAAGAAGCUGUACCUGAACGGCUCCCUGCAGUGCGACUGUCCAGAGGCCUGCAGUGAAACAGUCUUUACGUCAACUGUUGGCUUCGGCGAGUGGCCAGCUCCAUUAUACGCUGAGACAUUCAUUGAUGACAUGAAGGACAAGAAAGGCACGGGGUUCGGGAACCUCGGGACCGCUGCGGAGAUCAGGGAAGGCUUCAUCCAGGUUACCGUCUACUUUGAAAACAUGAAUAUCGAGCACAUUUAUGAAACGCCAUCGUAUGAGGUAGAGAACCUGCUCGGCGACAUCGGCGGCCAGCUGGGCCUGUGGAUGGGGAUCUCCAUCAUGACUGUGAUCGAGCUGGCGGAGUUCCUGACGGAUGUGGUGCUGUUUCUCCUGUACGGCAGGCGGCGGAGGGCCGCCGAUUCACCGGGCGAUGGAGAGGUCAUCCUCUUGCCACGGGACCCUACCGCGAUGCCGCCAAGAAGAGAGUUCAUCCUCUUGCCACGGGACUUUCCAGGGACUGAGAUCGUGCCGAACAGGUCGAGAGUUGUUCCUAAAUAUCCCAUUAUGAAGGGCAGCUGGCGUAGCACUGCUAACACUGCAUUUACCGAGGUAUAA
Messenger RNA from Branchiostoma belcheri (Belcher's lancelet), 2064 nucleotides. RefSeq lists its product as uncharacterized. Gene Ontology annotation, cellular component: membrane. NCBI's taxonomy places the organism in Eukaryota, Metazoa, Chordata, Leptocardii, Amphioxiformes, Branchiostomatidae. Gene Ontology annotation, molecular function: ligand-gated sodium channel activity. The record is from RefSeq and is a predicted model, not a curated record. Gene Ontology annotation, biological process: sodium ion transmembrane transport. The transcript has 15 exons. Bases 1 to 2064 code for a protein of 687 amino acids.